AUGAUAUCAAAAUAAAUUUGCAUCCCUUUUUUUUGCAAAAAUAUUAAUAGAUUAGCAGAGAGAUUUGAAUUAAUUUUUAUAUAUUAAUAGAAAACUAUUCGAGAAAACUUAAAAAUUACACAACCUUUUAAAAAUCAAAGUUUAAUGUUAAUUUUUGGGGGUGGCAUGAUAGUAAAACAAUCUAUGAUUUCAACAAUCUUAUCAGGUACAAAAUAUUCUUAUUUUCCUGGUAAAAUGAUAUUAGUUGAAUAUGAAUUUGGAGAGAUAUCUGUAGAUGAAGAUCAAGAAGAUUUGGCAAGAAUGACUUUUGAACCAUACAAUUUAUGUAAUUGUAAAAUUAAUAACAAAUUAAGAAUAGAAGAUAAUGCUAUGAAAUAUUUAGAUAAUUUAGUUUUUACUUCUGAAAAUAUAAAUUGCAAUUCUUUUGAAUUAUCAGGAUGGCUAAAAAUAACAGAUAUUAUUAAUUAAAGUUAAGAUGAAUUUAUUUAUCCUUUCCUUAUUCUUUCAUCGAAUUUCUAAAAUUCAUUAUCAAAAAGAACCUUAUCUCCAUUCACUUUGACUUAUAAAAUUUCUGGAAUAAUAAAUUAAAUAAUUAUUACAACUUAUAGUUACACAUUUCCAUCAGUAAUUUCUGAUGAUUAAUUAUUAAUAGAAAAAGAGUUUGAUAUUUAGAAUAGUAUAACUCUUUGGUAAUAGUUAAAAAUAAAGCUAGUUGAUGAUUAAUUGAUAAUUAAUAUUAGAUUUUAUGAAAACUAUGAUGUUUAUGAAUAUAGUACUUAUGAGCAGGUAAAGUAAUUUAAGUGUACUUAAUAUAAACUUCAAUAUGGUAAUAUAAAUUAAUCUAAAACAAAUUAUUUAAAUAUUUUAUUUAGGAAUAUAUUAUUUAAUAAUUGUGAAACAGAUGAUACUUAAUAAAGUUGUCAUCAUAGUUGUUUAGAAUGUGAUGGACCAUCUUAGAAUAAUUGUUUAUCUUGUAGUGAUUUAAGAAUCUAUUUGCCUGAAUUCAAAGCAUGUGUAUGUCCAUUUAAUACUAUUGAUAAAGAAAAUUGUGUUACUUAUUAAGAUUCUAAUUUAUAAUUAUCAAAUUUAAAGAAGGUUAUGCCUAAAUGUAAAUAUGGUUAUUUUGAAUAUGAAAAUGAUUGUAUACGUUGGUAAUAAAAUAUAAUAAAUAUAUAUUAGCCCUUCAAUAAUUAAUGAUUAAUUAGCAACUUGUUAAGAAUGUUUAUAAAAUCCAUAGGGUUGGAGUAAAGAUCCUUAUUGUCAAAAUGAUUUAUUCUUAAAUUAAAAAGGUGAUGUUAAAACUGAUUAAUUCAAAAGUGAUUAUAUAUAUUUUCUUUUUGAUGGGAUUGAUUUAAUUGAAUGUUUAAAAUGCAAUAGUUCAUAUUCUUUUAUUGUUGAUGAUUAUGAUAUUGAGACUGAAAUAACUUUAAAAUAACAAACUUUUUUACUUAUAGACCUUGAUGGUUGUUUAGAAUCUUAAAAAAAUAUUCAUAGCUAUUAUUGUAUUUAAUGUUAUUAAAAUUAUUAAUUGAUUGAUGGUAAUUGUAUAUUAAUAAACGUAUAUUCUAUUGAAUAAUUUGCUUGUUUGGUUUCAGAGUAUUUAAAUUCCUAAAGAUAAUGUAAAUUAUGUCCUAUUCUUAAUUGUAAAUACUGCUUUGAAUAUUAAUCUAAUGAUUUAUCUAAAUGCACUCUUUACAAUAAUUUUGAUGAUUUUGAUAUAGACUAAGAAAUUAAAAUUGGGUGUGCAUUAUGUGAAGAUAAUUUUAUUUUUGACUUUGAUAUUGGAGUUUGUUAAUUUUAUACUCCAAAAAUAUAAAAUUGUUUGAAAUCUUAUAUUUAUAAUGGUUAAGAAGUUUGUACAUUAUCAUAAAUUCAUGAUUUUUCAUUGGCUCCUGAAAUAAUUAAUUGCUAAAAUCUUUAACCUAAUUGUUUACAAUGUAUUUAAUCUCCAGAAUUCACAAUUAAGUGUAUUGUCUGUCAGAUUGGAUAUAUUACAUCUAUUUCAACUGGAGGAUGUUAUUUGGCUGAUGAAUAUAAAUAAUAAGGAGCUAAAAUAAUAAUUGAAGGAGUUUACCCAAAAAUGGAUGGAUGGGUGUUAAGAAUUUAGAGUUUCAUGAUGAAAUUUCUACCAAAUCAAUAUUUUUACUUUUAAUCUAAAUUUGAUUAAGUACUCUCAUAAAUGGUAGUUGAAUGUUUAGAAGGUUAUCGACUUUCUCCUUAUUUUGGUUGUUUUAAGAAUUGUGAUCCUUUAUGUUUAGAUUGUAAAUAUGAUAAAAUUCAAGGUUAUUAUUGUAAUACUUGUCCUUUAAAUUAAUAUUACUAACCUAUUAGAAAUUAAAUUGAUGGAAAAUGUUUUGAAUGUACCCAACUUUGUUAAGCUUGUUAAGUCAGAACAAAUAAUGAAAUAAUUGUAAUUAUUACAUAUAUAUUUAUUUUAGAGUAAUCAACCAAAUUUUAUAAUUGAUGAUAACAAUUAAAUUUUUACUAAAAAGUGUCUAAAAACCGUAAAUCAUCCUUAGAUUUAUUUGGAUCCAUAUGAUUAAAUUGCUAAAUAUUGUUUUGAUGAAAAUUGUUCAUCAAUCUUCUAGUUUCAAAAAAUAAUUGAUGAAUGCUAUUUCUUUCAUAUAAUGUGGGAAGAAGAAUUGAAUAUAGAAUAUUUAAAUAAAUUGGGUAUAGAUAGUUUGAUUGUUAGAUUUACUUUUACUAGUACUUGGUAUGUAUGUUAAUAUGCUAAUUUUUUUAUUGAUAGUAAACUUAAAACUAAAAUUUUUUAAUUCAAAUACCUUCAUAUCAUUUUGGAUGCAAGAAAGGAUUUGAUAUUGCAAAUGCCUAGCAUAAUGAAAAUCAAUAAUGUUGAUAAACUAGAGAUUAACUAAAUAAUUUUUUAUAAAGUAACUAACUCAAUUUUUAACAUCGAAAACAACAAUUAAAAUACUGAAUUAAGUUUGUAAAAUGUUACUUUUUUAGAAACUGAAAUAAAAAACAUUUAAUCAAUUUUUUAAAGUAAAAGAUUUGUUAAUGUUCAUUUAAUUAAUAUAUAAUUAUUAAACUUACAAUUUGAUAAUUCUUCAAUUUUAAAUUUAAAAGAUUGUUUACUUUCAGGAAUAACAAUUUUUGAAAACUUUGUGAUAAGAAAUAGUACAUUUUUACAUUCAAAUGUCUUUUAAUUUAUAAAUAAUCAAGUUAUUUUAUCUGUAAAAAAUCUUAUUAUAGAAGACUGUGUAAUUACAAAUUCAAAUUUUUUUUUAUUCGAUUCAAAUAUUUAACAAUUAAGUAAGAUAGAAUUUCUUAAUAUCGUAAUUAAAAAUAGUAAAUUCAUAAACUCAAGCCUUUUUAACUGCUAAAAUUAUGUUUCACUUUCUCUUGUUAAUUUAUAAUUUCAAAACAAUUCAGUACUUUAUUCAAAUAUUUUUUUUUCAUCAAAUUAUAUACUGUCUCUAAAAUAUUUUUAAGUCAAACAAAACUAAUUCUAAGAAUCCUAAUUUAUUUGUGUUAUUGAGAAAAAUGAGAAUUUAUAAAGUUUUUAAGUUAUUGAUUAGUUUGAAGCUAAUAACAAUUAAUUGUAUAACUCUAAAUUUUUGAGAAUAUAAACAAAUAUAGAAUCUAGCCAAGUUGAUUUAGUUAUAACAAAUUUAAUCUUUGAUGAAAUAGUAAACGUCAAUAAUUCAGAUAAUAAUUAAUAUCUAUUUAAAAUUAGAUGUUUUAAAUUACAAAUUUAAGAUUUGAUUUUUCGAAACCUAAAAAAUAUUCUUAUAUUUAACAUAUUUGAAGGUAAGGAUAUUAUGAUAUCAAAUAUACUUUAUGAAAAUCCUUUUUAAAUAUAUUAAUUGCCAUUUUUAUAAAAUUGCCAAAUUAUAAAUAAUGAUAAAAAUUAACUCUUGAAAAUAGACAAUUUUCAUAAUUUAAUCAUUAAUUCAAUUUAAAUAAUAAAUUAAUUUACAAUAGAUGAAUCCUUUGUUGAUUUUUCACAAGCAAAAGAGUUUUCUAAUUCUUCAAAAUUAGAAUUAAGUGAUUUGAAUUUUAUUGGAAAUUUGUAAUUGUUUAAAAAAUCUCAAAAAUCAUUUUCACUUUUAACUAUAAAUUCAGAAUAGAGUAUUAAAGUUGUAGUAAAUAGAAUAACAUUUUUGGAAAAUAGUUUUCACUCAUAAGCUGAAAGUAUUUGGCAAUCCUAUGCUUCUUUAAUUUUUUUAAAUAUAAAAUCUAGUUAAGUUUAAAUUAUUAAUUUAUUAUCUGAAAGAAAUGCAUUUACAAAUUCAUCCAAUUCUUUUAUUUUUAUCAAUUCAAAAACAAUAUUUAUGUAAAAUUUAUAAAUAUCUAAUCAUAAUAUUUUAAGUUAGAAAUUAUGGGAAAAAUAUUAUAAUGUCAAAUUAGAUUAAAUCUUUAAUUAAUAAUAAAUUAAUUUAUUUGCUCUUUAAGCUUUAAAUAUAAAAAAUAUAGGAGGAGUUGCUUAGAUAACAGCUACUAUGUUUACAUGUUUAAAUUGCCAAUUUUAUAAUAUUUUAUCAUCAAAGAGUGCAAUUUUUGAAAUAAAAACUGAAGAUUUUGGAAUAAUAAAUUUAACAUUAAUCAAGGCAAAUAAUAUAAUAAAUGACUUAAAAUAAGUAUAUAAUAGUUCAGGUUGUAUAAGCAUAUAUACAAUUAACAGUCUUUUGGAUAUAACAAUUUAAUAAUCUGAGUUUAAGAAUGUGUUUAAUAGAAUGUCUUCAUCUAUUUUAUCAAUAUAACCAUCUUCGAUUAAAAAUAAAAUUAGUUUAAUGGAUAUUCAGAUUUAUGAUUGUUUAUCAUUAAUGAAUCAAAUACUUUUGGUAGAAUUCUCAAAUAAAAUAAUUGAUUAAAAUUAAAUAAAAAUACAAAAUAUUAUGAUCACUUAAAAUUUGGAUUCUUGGAUCUUACUAUUUUCAUAAAUGGGAAAUUUAAGUUUGAGAGAAUUAUUAGAUAUUUCAAGCAGUUAAAAUUCAUUAUUUUAUAUUGAAGGUUGUUCAAUGUAGAUGAUUAAUGUUAGUUUUGUAGGUGUUUAUUUAUCACCAAUUUUAAGUAUAGUAAAUGCACCAAUAGUAAAAUUAAAAAAUCUGCAUAUCAAAUAGCUAUAAAGAUUUUAUUCUUUCAAUUUUAUUAAUAUAAAUUAGAUGAUAGAUAUUGAAUCAAAAGUAUUAAUAAAUAAAGUAAGUAUUUUAAAUAGUUUAACUUAUUAAGCAGGACUUCAAAAGAUUAUUAUAGAGGACUUCAAUUUUUUACUUGAUGGAUGUGUUGUAAUAGUCAAUUAAUCUAAUGUAACAUUUGGAAAUUAAAAUUUUUAUUUUUUGAAUGAUAUACUUUAAGAAAUGGAAAAAAAUAAAUAAACACCACUUUCAUUAAUUUAUAUUAAAAGCCUUUAAAAUAAGCAUUCUUUUUAUUUUAAUCAAUUAUAAAUCGUGGAAAAUAAUUGUAUAAAUUAUAUCAAUGGGUUAAUUUAUUUUGAUUUACUAACUUUUAAUUAUAUCAAAAUAUAAGAAUUAAAUUGCUAUUACAAUGUUAUUUAAUAGUAUGGUUGCUUAAAAAUUGUGGAUGAAAAUGUAAAAUCUUAGCCGAUAUAAGUAAUAAGUUCCAAUUUCAUUUAAAAUACUGGUAGUUAAGGAGUUGCUAUUUCAUCAAAUAGUCCAAUACUAAUUUAAAAUUGUAAAAUAAUUUCAAACACUGCUAGCUAAAAAGGAGGAGGCAUUUAUUUUAAACUCAAAAGUGACUAAUUUAACUUCAAAAAUUCUAUUAUUAUUGGAAAUAAAGCAAAAGAAGGUGGAGGAAUAUAUUUUAGUGGUGACAGCAAUUUAAAUCAACAUAAUUUUAUUUAAACUUAUCUGCUCUAUAAUUAUGCUUAUGAUUAUGCUAAUAAUUUAGUUGAAAGUCCAACACAUUUAGCAUUAUUUAUAAAUUCUCUAGAAAUGUAAGGAAAACAAUAAAAAUUUCAUAAUAUUUAAACGAAUAUUUUAAGAAUUUUUCCUUACAUGACUAUAGAACAAGAAAUUAAAAUUAAAACUUCAUAUUUAAUGAUUCCUAGUGGAUCAACAAUCUAAGGAUACUCUCUUGUUAUUCCAAAAUAUUCAUAAAGUAUUAGAUAAAUUUAAUAAAUUGAAUUACUCUAUAACAAUAAUUUAAAUGAAUUACAGAAAAAUUUAGUUAAUUCAUCCUGUAUUAUAACUGAAAAUAUAGUAAAGAAGAAUGAAUAAAUUGAUGUAAAUCAAUAACAUGUUUAAUUAAAUUUUAAUGCUGAAAAAAAUCAUUUUGAUUUAAGUUCAAUUUCUUUUACACUUGACCCUUAUAUAUAGGAUUAUAAAUAUUUAGAAAUUGAUAUUACUUGUUCUACUUUAGAAUAUAAGAAUUCUUUAAAAUAUAUUAUCUAAGCAAAAAGUUAUAAAUGUUAACUUGGAGAAUUUUAUGUUGCUAAUGGAUGCUAACUAUGUGAAUCAAAUAAAGGUUUUUAUUCUGUAACAUAUGAUUCAAAUAAAUGUUCUAUAUUUGAUAAAGAAAAAUUUGAAGAGAUAUCCUCAAAUCAAAUUAAGUUAUUGGAAGGAUUUUGGAGACCAAAUUAUUUAUCAGAUUAAUCUACUUAAUGCUUUAAAAUAACAAAAUUUUGUUUAGGAGGAUGGAAUGUUGGAGAUGCACUUUGUAGUGAAGGACAUGUUGGUGCCUUGUGUGAAGAAUGUGAUAUUUACAAUGUUCAAGGAAAUGGAAAAUUCAUUAAAAAUUAAUAAAAUUCUGAAUGCUUUGUCUGUUUUAGUACCCAAGAUAGCAUAAUCCCUUUCAUUUUCAACACACUUUGGUAAAUUAUUUUAAUAAACUUAGGGCUAUACUUUCGAUAAUUCUUACUUUAAAAAGCAUUGGAAAAUCAAAUAAUCUUUUCUUAUUCUAUAAAAUUUAAGGAAGUUUUAAUUAAAUUCUUUUUAAAUUAAAUUAAGGUAUUCUAUUUUACUAUUUGUAGAUUUUGAAGGUAUUUUAAUAAAAAUGCUUUUAAAUUAUUUAUGGAUAUUUUCAGUAAUAUUUUCAUUGAAUAUUAAUUUUUCCUUUUAAUUCAAUUUUGUUGAUUAAGCCAGCAAUUAAUCUUAUUCAAUGGCUAAUAAUCUAGAUUGUUAUUUAUCUGAAAUAGCUAACGUUAAGUUAAUCUAUUCUAAAAUUAUCUUAAUUUUAAUAUUAAUAUUAUUGCAAUUUGUUAUCAUAAUUUUUGGUUUGAUAAUAUUUUCAAUUUUUAAUAAUUAAAAAUUUAAAUUAGACAACAUUUCCAAUACUUUACUUUGUUUAUAUAUUUUUAAUUAUGCUGGAUUUAUCAAAAUGUAAUUAUAUAAAUUAAAAUUAGGUUAUGUUCUGUUGUUUCAUAUAGAGAAAUAUCAAACAUUUAAUAUAUAUCUGGAGAUCUAACUUUAGAAUUUAAUACAGAUACUCAUCAUAAAUGGAUUAUGAAUUUUGUUCUUCCUGGAUUGAUAAUUUUUGGCUUCUUAAUUCCUUUUUUAUUAUUUUUACUAAUGUACUUUAAAAGAAAUGAUUUAGAUAAUCAUAUAUUCAGACCUCAUAUAUGUUAUCUGUAUAAUGAAUAUGAAAAAUAAAGUUAUUAUUGGGAAUAAAUAAAAUUAAGUAAAAGAGCUAUAAUGAUACUCAUUUUAACAUAUUUUGAGACUAAUAUACAUUUAAAAGCAUCAUUAAUAGGAUUGAGUCUAAUUAUUUAUUAAUUGAUAGCAAUUAAUAAAAAGCCUUAUAUUAUGACAAAAUUGAAUAAAUUUGACUUAUCAACAGGUUAAAUAUGUUCAAUUUCAAUAUUUUUAUCUACGAUUAAAUAUGAAAGUGAAAAGUUAAAUAAUAAAGCGAUAUCUUUAGCUCUUUAAAUCUGUUUAAUGAUACUUUUUGUACUUAUCACAUUCCCAUUUAUUCAUAAUAUACUAAAGAUUUAUUAUAAAAAAUAUAAACUAAUAAUAUUGAAAUAUUUAUUUUUACUUUUUAAAUAUUUUAGAUUAAAAUAAGCAUCAAAGAAAAUUGAAUUUAUUUUGAAUGAAAAAUAUUAAAAAGAAUAAAGGAUUAAAGAUAAUUAUUUAAAACUAAAAUAAUUCCUUCUGAUUAUAUCAAAAGCUUAAUUAAAAUACUUUUAAUUCAAGAAAAAAGUAUCAACAAAAAUAUAUAAGUUCAGUCAUGCAAGGUUAGUCCAUCUUAUUAACUGGAUAAAGAUUGUAGUGAAUUUUAAUAAAUAAAAUCAAAAUUUAACAAUUUCAAUUCUAUUUUAAAAAAGAUUUCAUAAUAACAUAAUUUAUUUUUUUCAUUUAAAAUCAUAAAAGUCCAAUUAAUAUUGUGUAAAAUACUUAUAAUUUAUAGGAUUUAAGCUUCUAUAUUUUCAAUUAAUUGAACACAAAAUAUGA
Paramecium primaurelia is the source of this 8372-nucleotide messenger RNA. The record is from the annotation of a GenBank genome assembly. NCBI's taxonomy places the organism in Eukaryota, Ciliophora, Oligohymenophorea, Peniculida, Parameciidae.